Erigeron canadensis is the source of this 1586-nucleotide messenger RNA. RefSeq names its product E3 ubiquitin-protein ligase SIS3-like. The transcript is spliced from 10 exons. Bases 150 to 1241 code for a protein of 363 amino acids. NCBI's taxonomy places the organism in Eukaryota, Viridiplantae, Streptophyta, Magnoliopsida, Asterales, Asteraceae. Gene Ontology annotation, molecular function: ubiquitin-protein transferase activity. Gene Ontology annotation, biological process: sugar mediated signaling pathway. The record is from RefSeq and is a predicted model, not a curated record.
AAUAACAAAUCACCGGCCCAAAUCUUUCACAAUAUUAUUACGACUAUCAAAAUUCAUUUCCGUCAUCUAAAUGAAUAAACCUUUUUUUAUACGCCAGUAUAUAAGUUGAAUCAGAGGGAACACUCAAGUGAAAGCUUACUCUUAUUAUCAUGUCAAUCAAAGGCGUUGAUCUCAAAUGGUAUGAUGGGUUCUUCCUAUCGAUGCUUGCCACUAGCAUAAUUAUUAUAGUGAUUAAUUGGAAGCAUUACAAUCAAUGUAAGCAUCCAUUGAAUAUUUGGAUAGUGGUUGAUUAUACAACGGUUUUUGUGUUCCGGCUACUGAUGUUUGUGGACAAUGGACUUGCUGCAGGAAUGGGAUUGGACUAUGGGCCUCAGCAGAGACAUGCUCGUUUUUGUGGAAGAGUGGUGGUUUUGUCUAUUCUCAGUGCGGUGCUUUAUCCUUUUCUCUGGGCAUGGACUGUUAUUGGAUCCUUAUGGUUUAGUAGCUCAAGAGACUGUCUUUCUGAAGAAGGUCAGAAAUGGGGUUUCUUUUUAUGGCUGCUUUUCAGUUACUGUGGACUUGUUUGCCUUGCUGGAAUGUCUAUGAAAAUGUGGUUGAGGAGAAGACACGCUCUUUCACUACGUGCUCAGCAGGGAAUUUCUAUAUCAGAAUACGGGGUUUUGGUUGACCUGAUCCGGGUACCAGAUUGGGCAUUUGAAAAUGCUGCUGGGCAAGAGAUGAGAGGUAUGGGUCAAGAUGCAGGGUCGUAUCAUCCGGGACUUUACUUGACUGAUGCCGAGAGAGAAGCAGUGGAGGCACUCAUCCAAGAACUUCCAAAAUUCUUGCUUAUAGCUGUCCCUACUGAUUGUAGCGAGUGUCCAAUUUGCUUGGAAGAAUUCCAUGUUGGGAAUGAGGUCCGUGGGCUUCCUUGUGCGCAUAACUUCCAUGUGGGCUGCAUCGACGAAUGGCUUAAAUUGAAUGUGAAAUGUCCUCGAUGUAGAUCUUCUGUGUUCCCAAACCUCGACCUUAGUGCACUUUCCACUAUCCCUGCAGACCCUCAGGAGUCAACUCUUGCAACAACUCGUUACGUGAGGAGUCAACCAUCUAGUCAGAGUUAUCUAAUGCGAAUGCAGGGUUUCCUCCAGCCUGUUCUCGCUGGAAAUGCAAGUUCAGGUUCUGAUAACUCAUUAGAAACUGUAGAAAAUGGAAGACAACCACCUGAAAGUCAAAAUGUCCACAUAGUUGUGGAGCCUGGACGCUAACUUAUAAAGCUGGGGUCGUCAAGUAUCUGACAUAGAGCUGGGUUAGCAUGACUUGAUAGUGAAACAAGUGACCAAACAUAACUAUUUUGCGCAUACAACCACCAAUUGAUGCAGGCCAUUCCCACAUAUCAUUGAAGUGUAAUCUCUGCUUAUAAGAUGACAUCAGAAGCUCAGUAAUCUCUGCUUGUAAGAUGACAUCGUUGAAACCUGUUAAUCUUCAGGCUUCUGAAAUUAGUACCCACCACAGGAAAUAUACGAUUGGUCUGGGAUUUGAUGUAAAAACAACUUGAUUAUAUGUAAAACCAGAUUAGUGAAGUUAGCGAGAUUCAUAGCUUUUCUUUCCAA